Molecule: messenger RNA, 969 nt
Organism: Lachancea lanzarotensis
Lineage: Eukaryota; Fungi; Ascomycota; Saccharomycetes; Saccharomycetales; Saccharomycetaceae
Gene: ECM31
Product: LALA0S04e02564g1_1
Exons: 1
Coding region: 1-969 (322 amino acids)
Biological process (GO): pantothenate biosynthetic process
Cellular component (GO): mitochondrion
Molecular function (GO): 3-methyl-2-oxobutanoate hydroxymethyltransferase activity; magnesium ion binding
Source: RefSeq, a predicted model, not a curated record
AUGCUUCGACAUUGGCCCAAAGUCUUAAAUAGAAGAUACUCCAGCCAUCCGGCAAGUACCGGAAUGAUCCGAUCUCUAACAAUAGCAGAUCUGUAUGCCAAAUAUCAUGCUAAAGAGCCUAUAAGUAUGGUCACUGCGUACGAUUUCAUCACUGCCAACUGGGCUCAAAGCGCUGGAUGCGAUGUAGUCCUGGUUGGAGAUUCACUGGCUACGUGUGCCUUGGGAUAUGAUUCUACGAAUCAAAUUGGGCUGGAGGAAUUUCGGUACCACGUCCAAGCUGUUUGCAGAGCACCCGGGCCAGCGUUCGUGCUGGUGGACAUGCCCUUUGGAAGCUUUGAAUCCAGCAUACAACAGGGCAUUGAGACUGCAAUUGCAUUCAUGAAAAGCUCAGCACGCGUGGGAGGAGUCAAAAUCGAGGUUGGGAGUCCUGUGGGUCAAGGGGAAUCUCAAAAACAGGACUAUUCAUUACAGCUAGCUGCAGAACUGUGUUCUCGAGGCAUCCCAGUAAUGGGCCAUGUGGGACUAACACCACAGCGUGCCCAUUUUUUGAGUGGCUUCAAAGUUCAAGGCAGUAAAUCUGCCAAAGACGCUGCUGCUAUUUAUCACACAGCACAGCAAUUGCAAGAUAUAGGCUGCUUUUCCGUUCUUUUGGAAUGCGUCCCGCAUAAGGUGUCAUCGUAUAUUACCCAGAGACUGAGUGUGCCAACAAUUGGAAUUGGGGCCGGUCUUGGUGUGAACGGACAGGUUCUGGUGCAGUCCGAUAUAUUGGGAAUGACACCACACGCGGUGCCGAAACUAGCCCACAAAUACGGAGAUCUGAAUUCUGAAAGUAUUGGUCUAAUUAAGCGCUACGCUAAUGACGUUAGCGAGCAGAAGUUUCCUGACAACAACAAAAACGGCUUCAAGAUUAAGGAUGAUAUAUGGGCAGAGUUUCUUGAGCACGUCAACGCGGGUCCGCGAAAUGAAUGA